Molecule: messenger RNA, 903 nt
Organism: Ciona intestinalis (vase tunicate)
Lineage: Eukaryota; Metazoa; Chordata; Ascidiacea; Phlebobranchia; Cionidae
Product: large ribosomal subunit protein uL2
Biological process (GO): cytoplasmic translation
Cellular component (GO): cytosolic large ribosomal subunit; ribosome
Molecular function (GO): structural constituent of ribosome; RNA binding
Source: RefSeq, a predicted model, not a curated record
AUUAAAGAUUUCUAUGACCUAUAACGUGGUUAAUGCUUGGCGCUGUUCGCAAUCACCCGUCCUUUUUCGUGUUUCAGGUUUGAAGUCAGAAUGGGUCGAGUUAUCAGGUCCCAGCGAAAGGGUCCUGGAUCCAUCUUCAAAGCUCAUACUACUCACCGCAAGGGAGCAGCUAAACUGCGUUCUGUUGAUUUUGCAGAAAGGCAUGGAUACAUUAAAGGUAUAAUCAAGGAUAUUGUCCAUGAUCCCGGUCGUGGCGCACCUUUGGUGAAAGUUCAAUUCCAGGAUCCAUACAAAUACAGACGCAGGUUGGAAACAUUUGUGGCUGUUGAGGGAAACUUUACUGGUCAAUCCAUCUACUGUGGCAAAAAAGCACAGCUCACCAUUGGAAAUGUUCUGCCUGUUGGAAUUCUUCCAGAAGGAACAGUUGUUUGUGGUUUGGAAGAAAAAACUGGUGAUCGUGGCAAACUCGCAAAAACCUCUGGAAAUUAUGCAACCAUCAUUGCCCACAAUCCAGACACAAACAGAACAAGAGUGAAGUUGCCAUCUGGUGCAAAGAAACUGAUUCCAUCAACCAACCGGGCAAUCAUAGGAGUUGUUGCUGGUGGAGGUCGUAUUGACAAACCACUUUUGAAAGCAGGAGCUGCCUAUCACAAAUAUAAAGCAAAGCGUAACUGCUGGCCAAGAGUGCGUGGUGUAGCCAUGAACCCUGUUGAGCAUCCAUUUGGUGGUGGUAACCAUCAACAUAUUGGUUCACCAUCCACAGUUCGCCGUGAUGCUUCUCCUGGUAGAAAAGUCGGUCUUAUUGCUGCAAGAAGAACCGGUCGAUUGCGAGGAUCCAGAGUGUCAAAAGACAAAGAAUAAUCAAUUUUUGUCGCUUGAUAAUAAAACAAUACAAGAGAUGGA